UUGUAAUGGAGUAUUUUUGCUGCAGAAGUGCAGACAGCAUUCAAUUCAACUUCAGCAACAAACAAGUAGGCGCUAGGACGUUCCUUUAUAAAAUAUUACAAAAACUUAUUGAAUACAGUUACAAUAUCAGUUUAGUUAUUUAAAGAAGACAAGGGACCAGUGUACCUUACCCAAAAGCUUUCUUACUUCAAUAUACUUGUAAUCAAAACUAAACAAAGUUUUAAAAAAGCCGCGACGCUCAAUGGCAACGGUCGAAGGUCAGGAUCAGGAACCAGAUCUGUGUUCCAUAAGCUCUCGUUCAUCUUCAUUGGAAAUCAAUGCUAACAUCGAAUGGGGUCAAACCCAAUCAAAUUUAUAUAAAAUCAAUUAUGAAUGGACUAUAAAUAAUUUCUCUUUUUACAAAUCUACCGAUCCCGACAAAAAAUUAUGCUCUCCAACAUUUUACUCAAACGAUAAUCCAACGAUAAAAUGGAAAUUGGUAUUGGUUCCAGGUGUAGAGUAUAUUUCUGUGUAUCUUAAGUUGAUAUCGGAAUCGGAAACUUCUGAUAAAUUGAAAAUUCCUGCAAAAUUUAACUUUUUUAUUUUAAAUUCAAAACAAGAAAGAUAUAAAGACAAUUAUGAUUUAACGCAUAAUUUCAAUGCCAUGGAAUGUUAUGGUUUUCCAGAAUGUAUAGAUAUGGAAACUCUACAAGAUGAAUCCAACGAUCUAUUGCCAAAAGACGAACUGUUGAUAUAUUGUGAAGUCACAUUUAUAUGUGAAAGCAAAACCAUUAAAAGUCAAAAGAAAAUGGGAGACUUCAAAAUUCCAGACUGUGAUGUAAUAGAGGAUUUUGGUAAACUCCUUGAAAGUGGGAAAUUGAGUGAUGUCACUCUGGUGGCUGGUGAUCACAAGUACCCAGCUCAUAAAGCAAUCUUAGCUUCACGAAGUGAUGUCUUUGCAGCUAUCUUCGAACAUGAAAUGAAGGAGAAUAAGUUAAGUUUGGUAAACCUGCCCGACGAGCACCAUGUUCUUCAUGAAAUGCUAGUUUUCAUCUACACGGAUAAAGCUCCGAAAUUAGAAGAUAUGCCCAUUAAGCUUUUGGCUGCCGCCGAUAAAUAUUCAUUGAAGAAAUUAAAGGUGAUGUGUGAAAAAUACUUGUACUCUGAUUUAGCCAUUGAAACAGCAGCUGAGGUCUUAGUUUCAGCUGAUCUCUUUAAUGCGGAUCAAUUGAAAGAACAUACCAUCAAAUUUAUCAUCAUUAAUGCUAAGGCAGUUGUUAGGACCAAAGGAUGGGAAACUAUGUGCAGCAACGAAACUAAUUUGUCUUUGCUGGCCUUGCUCUUUGAACGAUUGGCAAUCGGUGAAUCUGCAUCUUGUUCUUAGAAAUUAAUCAAUUGAUUAAUAAAUGUGCCUAUAAUUUUGUUUUAAUUAUGUAAAAAGUAAUUAAAUAAAACUUUUAUUAUUAAUAUCAUUAUCAA
Eupeodes corollae is the source of this 1458-nucleotide messenger RNA. RefSeq names its product protein roadkill-like. Gene Ontology annotation, biological process: regulation of proteolysis; proteasome-mediated ubiquitin-dependent protein catabolic process. The transcript has a single exon. The record is from RefSeq and is a predicted model, not a curated record. Bases 242 to 1363 code for a protein of 373 amino acids. Gene Ontology annotation, cellular component: cytoplasm; nucleus. Gene Ontology annotation, molecular function: ubiquitin protein ligase binding. Lineage: Eukaryota; Metazoa; Arthropoda; Insecta; Diptera; Syrphidae.